Messenger RNA from Triticum turgidum subsp. durum (durum wheat), 828 nucleotides. Lineage: Eukaryota; Viridiplantae; Streptophyta; Magnoliopsida; Poales; Poaceae. The record is from the annotation of a GenBank genome assembly.
AUGACGCAGAUUUUCGGGAUAAGGGAGAAGUGGGCGAAGUCAUAUUUCAAGGGAAUUUUCUGUGUGAAGAUGACAAGUACCCAGAGGAGUGAGAGUGUGAACCAUAUGCUGAAGAAAUAUGUGCCCUCCGGCUCUCCGAUGCAUAAGUUUGUUAGGCAGUACAUGCGGUUGCAGUUUAAUCGUCAAUCAGAUGAGAGUUAUGAAGAGAAGAAAACUAAAAUCGUUCGUGCAUGCCAGGCUCACACAAAACUUUGUUUCUUCAAGGCAGUUUCUAGAUGUUGGUUAAUUCUUUCGUGGUUGGCUUCAUUUUCAGGCAUUAGAGUUGAUCCGAUUGGGAGAUGCCAGUGUGGAAGCUUAACACUGAUGGGACUCAUCAAUAAAGCUAUGAAGGUGAUGGCUCCUUUCGACCAGGCGAGGAAUGGGCUGGGACAGGAGGAUCGUGUCAGUGGCAAGAAGCAAGGCAAUGUCGAUGAAAAAGAAACCAAGGCUGGCGAGGAUGAGUAUGUUGUGCUGCCGGGGCAUAGCAAUCUUUUGGUUGGCCUGGGAGUGCCAUCAAAGAAGAAAAGUGCAGGGAGGCCGACAAACGCAAGAGGCCAGGCACCUUACGAAGGAUUGAUAUGUCUGUUGGAACAAGUGCAAAGGCAACAUCACCUUCUAGCAGAAGAUUUCCCCUGCAUUGACCGCUUCAGAGAUGCACUAGGUGGGUACAACAUCGAUAGUUUUGAGGAGGCCAAGCCAUAUGUACUACUAUUAUGUUGUAUUAGCGAAUCUAGCAUCCGUUCGGAUGAUAUAAGGAAAGUAAACAGAGAUGCUGAUGGGAUUAAUUAA